AUUUUAUUUCGUUAUCAGAUGACGAUAAAAAUUUGCAGUGUGCUCUCGGGCUAUUAUGAUUUGAUUCUGUAUGCGCUAGGGAUGCAAAUCCGAGUUGCGCAAUGUAUAAACGUGAACAUUCAGAUCAAAAGUGCCGAGGCAAAAUAAUGAGCGAACUGAUUAUUUGGCUAUAAACUGUGCUAACACGUCGCGUAAAACUGUCAUGAAAUUCAUGACUAUCUACGAUGCGUACGUGGUAUUCACAGCCAUUGGCCAGUAGCUAUUACUUAAUGAACAUUCUAACUCUAGAGUUAGAAAUACGUGUAAAUAUUGAUAUAGGUUUGGAAAAGCGAUUUUCUGCUCAACGAUAUUUAUCAACCCCUGAACGAGUAGAACUGGCCAGUGCAUUAAGUCUUAGCGAAACUCAGGUGAAAACGUGGUUUCAAAAUCGAAGAAUGAAACACAAAAAACAGUUAAGGAAAGUACAAGAAGACAAAACCGGAUCUGGAAAAGUAGGAGCUUCAGAAAAAUUAGGUAUUGGUCAAAAUUUAGCAACAAUCUCUCCAGAUAAACAACCAAUGGCUUCGGGAAGUUCAGAAAUGUCAAUGUCAAAUUCUGACGUUAGUGAUUGCGAAAGUGACAUCGAUAUAGUUGGAGACGUCAAAAAUAUUAACUAUCCCUUUAAACGAGCAUAAUAAUUAUUGCAUCAUUACAUGUUAUUAUAAUUUUACUAGAAUGUAUGAUGAGAAAACCGCUAAUACCUACAUUCAUUUGAAAAUCAUACCUGGGUACCAUGGGCGCCGCUACACGGUGGAUUUGUGAUUUUUGGUCAUAGCUUUCGACCUUAGACUAGGUAAUAAAGAGAGGACUCAUAAGGCCGCUGAAAAUCUUGUUCCAUUCUGACACACACGAUAUUCGACCAAAUGCGUAACAUGUUGGAAAUAAAAAAAUGAACUUGUAUUUAUGUUAUUAGUACUUCAUUGAUCUUUUUAGGCAUAAAGUAAAUUCAAAGCGAAAAAUUUAAAAUAAAUAAAUAACAAUAAAUAAGACACAAGAAAAAAAUAUAUUGAAAUAAAAGGAAUGAAAUCGUUUACAUAAUAAAAUGAGUGUUUUUUUUUUAAUUCCACAAAAUAAAACAAUGAUCUACAUGUAUUACAAAAAGAUUUAUUUUUAGUUAAUAAAGAACGACACUACCCAGAUAGCACAGACACGUUUUAAAGACCCCUUUAAUACGUUUGUUCACGACGUUCGUGACGUUUUGAAGAUCCACGCUAAUAUUCAAAAGAUGUUUUAAAUGCGUCUAUAGGACGUACUUUGUUACAAAACAAGCCGUCUUUAGGACAUCCAAUUUUGUACGUAUUGAAUACAAACCGUAUUGGACGUGUUUAAGUCGUCUAUUUACUUGAUAGAAAUUCGUUUAAAAAAUAAAUGAAUACUUAUCUACUAUAUUUAAUACUAUUUUAAACUAUUAAAACUGACAGAGUAAAUAUCAUUUUACAGUGUUGGAUAAAAUAAUUAGAAAAUAACUUCAAGUACUUGUUGCUAUGAGAAACUAUUCCCGGAAAUCCUACUUUUUUCCAGUUUGGUCGAUUUAAAAAUUUCUUUUAUGGUAAUAAUUUUAGCCAAAGCGUCUGUAACUAAUGACCCCGUAGAAUAUUUGGUGGAUUAUUGUUUUAAGGUGUUUUUCUAAGAAAUAAGACAUUAUUAAAGUGAGGUAAAUAAAAUAAAACUUACCGUUUUUAAUGGUAAAGUUUACUAGAUCCGGUAUACCACAGUUCCAAUAAUGGCAAAUAAAUAAUAUAAAAAGACAAUAUAUAAAAACACACAACCACGAAAAAGUAAUGACAAUGUAAAUAGACUGACGCUAAAAAUAUACAAUGGCUGUCCAGAGAAGAAAGCAGCUAGAGGAAGAACACCACUCGAUACGCGCGCGCGAGACUAUCCAAUCAGCCAAUGACAAUGACGAAUGACGAUCAUACAUGCGCUGCAGGCAGCGCCAAGAACGGUGUCGUGGCGCCAUAUUCAAAUAUAGCGAAAAGAGUUGAACGUCCACAUUACCGACAUAUUUAAAACGUCCUAAAAACAUCCCAACAAAAACGUUUUAAACAUGUCCCGUCUUAAAACGUACCAGGACGUCUGGACGAAAAUAAAACAUGAACUAGACGUCUUUAAGAUGUAGUGUGCUAUCUGGGUAUUAUUCAAUUAAGCUAUUAAGAAAAAUUAUAAAUAAUUGAAGAUAAAUUUAUUACUGACUGUUACGUGAAAUUAAUUUUAAAUUAAUUUCAAAUUUAUUUUUAACAACAACUUCUCCAUAACCCCUCGUUAACACAACUUAAAAGGCGACCACUGCUCGCUUCCUUUAUCGAUUUUUACAAAGCAUCGUUUGCGCAUGGUUUCUUUGGGCAACCAGUCCUUAUAAAAACCGAUUCGUUUGGAUUUAAUCUUUCUUUUUGGUGUUCGAAUUCAAAGUGCUAGCUGUGCCGAUAAAUGUAUUAAAAUUAGUUGCUAGUAAUUAUCUGACUUUCAUGUGUUUAUUGUGUGUUAACGUUGGGAUAAUUGUCAGUGGCUCCAAGAAGAGGCUCCUCUACGAAACUUAAGUGGCUUCAAGAAGAAGCUCCAAUAAAAUUAAGCUCCUCCAAUAAGCUGUAAGAAGCUCCAGGCUCCUCCACGAAGCUUAAGAUCUUCCAAUAAGCUUUAAGAAGCUCCAAGCUUCUCCAAGAAGCUCCUAGUUGCUCCAGGAAGCUCUAAGAGAAGUACCGAGUUACGUAGUUGCUCCAGGAAGCUCUAAGAGAAGUACCGAGUUACGUAGUUGCUCCAGGAAGCUCUAAGAGAAGUACCGAGUUACGUAGUUGCUCCAUGAAGCUCUAAGAUCCCAGCUCUAAGAAACAAGAAGCCCCAAGUAUCAAAGUACCUAAAGGCGGGCAUACAAAAGGAAAGUACCGUACUUACCGUACUAAAAUGCCACAUGGUCACAAUUAAUAUUUAUCGAAGUACCUAACAGUAAAUUUUAUUAAUUCAUUUAUUCAUUCAUAUAAUAUCAGUUAAUUUUAUUUGCUAUUCAGAUUUAAUCACUAACUAUUUAAUUUUUAUAUGUAAAAUUUCACUCUUUUACUUUUAAUAUCAUUAAUUGUUUAAAUAUCAAUGAAAAGCAUAAAAUAAACAAACUUGGUAGGUAAAAUUUAUUACUCUCGAGUAAGACAUGUAAAUACCAAGUUGAAUAACACCAAAUAAAAUGAAAAAUAUCAGAAAAUAUAUAAAGUGAAAUCGAUUGAUGUUUAUCACUUACCUGUGAAACGUAAUAUCUGCUUCUUUCUUGCCGCUAUAACUUUUACACUGAUAUACCACACAAUAAACCAUUGUAAUAAACCAAUUAUUAAAUAUCGUUUAAUUCAAAAAUCCAAAAUAAACACGAACAAAAACUUUGGUGUCACCGAAAUGCUUAGCACCAAAAUAAUGGCGGCCAAUAGAUUAUCGCACAGGAUACUACGUGUGCUCAAUAUACUUGUUACGCGUCCUCUCUUUAUUACCUAGUCUAUGAUUUCGAUUAUAGACUGCGGCGUUUUGACACUGCCAAUGUGACUUGUCCCCCCUCCGGAAAUUUUAUGAGCAGCAUCCAUGCUGGGUACCUACUUUCUUGAAAUGCGCAUCCUCAUUAUUCAGCAAUUUCGUAUUACUGAUGCGCAAAAAAAGCGCGCGACUUUUGAAUCAGUUAUUUUCCAAACAAAUUACAAAUUAUUUUCUAUAUCUCUCUUAUCCUAACCGUAACUACAACUAUUUGGUUGGCUACAACGACUGCUUUAAACAACUGUCACCGAGUCUCGAUAAGUGUAUUUUUACACAUUUUUUUGCCACGCCUUCAUAAUUAAAGACAAAUCAAAUUAUAAACAGAAACACUAUCAAACACAAACAAAAUUACAUUUGAAGAUGUGUAAUUGACAAUAAGGAUAGGAAACAUAAAAACAACAAAUUUUGUUGAUUUUAAGAAAAAGUAGAGUAAUAGAGACCGUCUAUAAGGGGAUAGGUCUAUUGGAGAUGUUUAAAAAGCGAACACCGAGUAUUUUUUAACACAAUCAGUAAUCCAAAAUUAAAUAUCUGCCAGUUGCCACUUUACACAUUAGUCGAAUGAAUUUGGGUAUAGAAAUUAGGUAGGUACUGCUAUUUUUGUUUCACCAAUGAGUACCUAUAGAUUUUACCUUAUCCUUAGUUUUUAAAUUUCAUUUUUGGAAAGUGCUACUCUGUACAAUUAUUAAUUCUAGUCAUUUAUAUUUCAUACAGUGAUUACCUAAAGACUGGAACAUAUUCGAUAAAUUUUUAUUGGUCAAGUAAAAAAUGAAUGCUAGGACAGGUCAGGUCGAUUUUGUUUUUUAGAUGCGCAUAAUUAAUUAUAUUUUUUAUGACGUCAUUCCUUUUUAAAAUAUGUUAAAUACUAAAACUUUUUAUUUCGAUUAUAUUGUUAUGUAACAGUAAACAAAAUUUAAUGUCUAUACGCAAAAAGUAUUCUUUUAUCGCCUAUUCCACCGUUGUGUUAAACGAAGUUUCAAUUACUAAACGAAGAUUAAAAUAACAUUUUUACAUUAACAAAGUCAAAAAUUGUGGUGCGGUCAAAAAAAAUUACGACGUUAUAUUUUCAUCUUAAAAAGUAGGUAUAGCAAAAUAUGCACAUCAAAAAAAACAAAAUCGACCUGUCAAUAAAUAUUUUAUCGAAUUUUUUCCAACCUUUGCGUAUUCACUGUGUAUAGUGUUUUUCCUACAUUGUUAUUUUGUUAAUUUAUACAGUUUUAUUUAGUAAGUAAAGCCAGAACUGUAGAUAUUUCAGUAGGUAUUAGACGUACUCACCAUAUUUAGGCUUUCUUCCUGGUUUUUGAAAGUCCUAAUUAUGUUUAGUGAAAAAUUGAAAUGAGAUUCCCAUUUUUGUAGAUGGAGUCCUCAUUUUAGAAAAACUGUGUAACUAUAUUUGUAUAAAAAAACCUGUGUACGUGUAUUACAUUUAUAACCCAAAAAAUAUUUUGUUGUUUGUUACAUUAGCCUUAAAAUGUACAUUAUAUUUAAAUAUAC
Messenger RNA from Psylliodes chrysocephalus, 5034 nucleotides. The record is from the annotation of a GenBank genome assembly. Lineage: Eukaryota; Metazoa; Arthropoda; Insecta; Coleoptera; Chrysomelidae.